Messenger RNA from Labrus bergylta (ballan wrasse), 1225 nucleotides. It is a transcript of the gene ankrd53, whose product is annotated as ankyrin repeat domain 53. Lineage: Eukaryota; Metazoa; Chordata; Actinopteri; Labriformes; Labridae. The record is from RefSeq and is a predicted model, not a curated record. Gene Ontology annotation, cellular component: spindle pole. Gene Ontology annotation, molecular function: protein binding. Gene Ontology annotation, biological process: regulation of mitotic cytokinesis; regulation of mitotic spindle organization; mitotic metaphase chromosome alignment.
AUGGAGCCUGUCAACAAAUCCGGGAAAAAGAGACAUGGGAGACGUAAAAAUCGGAAACGUACCCGCAGAGAUCCUGCAGACGCGCUCAGGUGUCCAGAUGUUGAUGAAGGCAGCACAGAGAAGCUGGAAGUCAUCGUGGACACUGUGGGUCUCUCAGCCCUUCACAUGGCCUGCCUUUGUGGCCAGCUGGCUACCAUUCGGCUCCUCCUGGACGCCAAACCGGAGUGGGUCAACAGCAGAGAUCAGCAGGGUCGCCGGCCCGUCCACAUGGUCCUGUCCUCGAGCUCCCCGAACACCUCCUCGUGCGUCAGAUUCCUCCUGGAGCGCGGCGCUGACGUCACUGUGACCUCCGAUUCAGGGGUGACCCCGCUGCACCUGGCUGCCUCUGAAGGUCUCCUGGACUGCGCAGAGAUCCUCGUGCGGGCUGGAGCAGAUGUCUCCGCUCGGGACAACAUGGGAAUCACUCCUCUGAAUUUCGCCCGUAUCUUCUGCAACAGGAAGGUAGCAAGGUAUCUGAAAAGCUGCAUUUGGCAGAAAGAGAAGGACAAAGAAGUGAAGGAAAGGAAGCUGGUGCAGGAGUUAUACAGAGAUCUUGUGGACACGGUCAAACUGAACGACCUCAAUAAAAAGACUCUCAUUGAUGAGAAUAUUGCAGAGUGGGCAAACAAGAAAGGAUUACCUCUCUUGAAGGAUUUCUCCCCGAGAGUCCAGGUGAGCAAGUUUCACACUAAGUGCCUCUUAUCAGAUCAGGACAACUCCAAUCUAAAAACCAGCAAAGAACCACUGGAGGGCCAGGAGGACAGGCCUAAAACACCUGCAGCCCCCUCCAGGCCCUGGUCGGUCUAUAAUGUUCUUCAGCCAGAGAGUCUCUGUGACAGAGACCCAGACCUCCGGGGCUCUGUCACACUGUGGGGGGACGGGCGCCGCGGGCUGCCUCAGUACAGCACAAAGUGGGACGGCACGCCUCGCCCUGCCCCUGACCUGCCUCUGGAUGUCCUGGAGAGGGUGUUGUUCCCCAGGGCUUUCCCCUCCAGGAUGGCCACCCCUCGGCACUUUGAGGCCCAGGACAUCACGGAGGUCCAGCGCAGAGGAAACCCCCAGGGGCGGAGCACCUCCCCCUGGACAGAGGUGGCCAUGCACCUGGUUGAGGUGUUCGAGUUCAGACACUACUCAUCCCCUGAUACUGUUCUCAAAGAGCUUAAACUCGACAUAUGUGAGUAGGGUG